This is a messenger RNA of Rosa chinensis, 1238 nucleotides long. RefSeq names its product bidirectional sugar transporter SWEET3. Gene Ontology annotation, cellular component: membrane. The record is from RefSeq and is a predicted model, not a curated record. The transcript has 6 exons. Gene Ontology annotation, biological process: carbohydrate transport. Gene Ontology annotation, molecular function: sugar transmembrane transporter activity. NCBI's taxonomy places the organism in Eukaryota, Viridiplantae, Streptophyta, Magnoliopsida, Rosales, Rosaceae. The coding region runs from base 227 to 982 and encodes 251 amino acids.
UUUAAAUAAUUAUAUUGAAGAAACAAAAAAAGCUCUAAACUUGAUAGUGCCAGUUAUUUUCAUCCACAAGUUCAUAUAGACACAUGCAGCAUUUCUAGGACGUACUACUAGUCCUUGCAAUUUUCUAUAUUCUCUUCUUAUCUGCCUAUAUAUACAUAUCUCUCAGUCUUAAUUGUUUGUCUUCUAUUUUUGUGUUAAUAUUAACCAUUUUCGCAGGACAGAAAACAUGGGAGAGAGGCUGCGAUUGGCAACUGGGGUGAUGGGAAAUGCUGCUUCUUUGUUGCUUUACUCGACUCCCAUAUUGACUAUGUCAAGGAUCACAAGAAAGAAAAGUACAGAGGAGUUUUCAUGUGUACCUUACAUCACUGCAUUGCUCAACUGUCUCCUUUAUACUUGGUAUGGAUUGCCUGUUGUAAGCUGUGGCUGGGAAAACUUUCCAGUGGUCACCAUCAAUGGUCUGGGAAUUCUUCUUGAGUUCUCAUUCAUUCUCAUAUACUUCUGGUUUGCUUCACCUACAAGAAAGAUGAAGGUAAUUGCAAUUCUGAUACCUGUUAUGGUCAUGUUCUGCAUCACCGUUAGCAUCUCAACCUUUGUUUUCCAUGACCACCGUCAUCGAAAGGAAUUUGUUGGAAGUCUAGGGCUGGUGGCCUCUGUAACAAUGUAUGCCUCUCCACUGGUAGCUGUGAAGCAAGUGAUUGUAACAAAGAGUGUAGAAUUCAUGCCAUUCUACUUGUCUUUCUUCUCAUUCCUCUCUAGUUCACUUUGGAUGGCAUACGGACUACUGGGCCAUGAUCUCUUUCUUGCGUCGCCUAAUCUGGUUGGAAGCCCAUUAGGAAUAUUUCAACUACUGCUCUACUGCAAGUACAGGAAAAGGGAAAUGAAAACUGUGGAAUCACCAAACAACUGGGAUGUUGAAGAGAAUGAUGAAAAAUCUAAACAGCUGCAGAUUGUGAUUAGUGAAAGUGCAAAUGGCAAAAGUUGAAGAAAGUGUACUAAGGUUCAAAUAGAUUAAUCCUCCAUCUCUUUUUGUGCGUGUUUUGUCCAACAAUUUAGGUCUGUAAGAAUAAUAGUUAUAUCUGAACCAUUAACUACAUAAUAGCGGAGGGUUAAAAUACUAGUCUGUCACCUCACCGGUAUCAAUAACUAUCAGAGGAAACAGUGAAAGCAGCUAAAAUGUAACUAAAGAGCUCUUUGUUGUAAAAUAAAUUUCUUAUAUAUAGUGUGCCAAUUGUGUAGUA